Messenger RNA from Ustilago hordei, 660 nucleotides. RefSeq lists its product as uncharacterized. The transcript has 3 exons. Lineage: Eukaryota; Fungi; Basidiomycota; Ustilaginomycetes; Ustilaginales; Ustilaginaceae. Gene Ontology annotation, cellular component: spindle microtubule; DASH complex. The coding region runs from base 1 to 660 and encodes 219 amino acids. The record is from RefSeq and is a predicted model, not a curated record. Gene Ontology annotation, biological process: attachment of spindle microtubules to kinetochore.
AUGUUGAUGCCACGACAGUCUUCAUAUCCGCAGCAUCCGAUGAUGCAGCAGCAACAGCAACAACAAAUGCAAGGGCAGCAACAGGCUCAAUACGAUGCCCAAUACGCUGCUGCACAGAUGCACAUGCCUCCGCAACCAUCACAGCACCUCAUCUCAUCUUUGCAGCAUUGCGUAUCAUCCGCCGCGAGCUGUGUUCAGACCAUGAAGGAGGCGAUCGACACACUGGAGUUUGCGAUUCAAGACCAUCCACGACUCAUGACUGUACUCAAAUCUCAACGCCACUUCGACCUUGUCUCGCAAAGAGACAUUGAAAGCGCCCGAGAGCACGUUGCCACUGAAGUCCGACCUUACGUCGAAGAGCUCUGUCGCAGGGCAACAGCCGAAAUCCAACGUCAAGAUCGUCGUGCAGUCGCACUCAAGAACAAGUACGAAGCUUUGCAACAAAGGAUCCAAAACAUUCGCUCUAUUGACCUACACCAGUCCAAGCUAACCUCAGCAGCGGCGGAAGAGAGCAAGGAAAAGGAGGCCGAGACGGAAGAGAAAAGGCAGGCGAGGGAAGAGCUUCAAAACCAACAGAGAACAAUGGCACAGUUGAAGGCCAGGAAGGAAGCCCUGUUAGCGAAGGCAGACGAGUUGGAGAGCGAGGCUGGCAUGUCUUAG